Messenger RNA from Leptopilina boulardi, 7290 nucleotides. RefSeq names its product dynein axonemal heavy chain 7-like. The transcript has 31 exons. Gene Ontology annotation, cellular component: dynein complex. Gene Ontology annotation, molecular function: ATP binding; ATP hydrolysis activity; dynein intermediate chain binding. Lineage: Eukaryota; Metazoa; Arthropoda; Insecta; Hymenoptera; Figitidae. The record is from RefSeq and is a predicted model, not a curated record. The annotation marks the transcript as partial. Gene Ontology annotation, biological process: microtubule-based movement.
GUCAAUUUAAUGUCAAAGAUUUUUAAUUAUUCCAACACUUUGAAUUCUUACAAAAUUAUUGUUAAAUGCAAAUGAUUUUUAAGAGAAAUAUUUUUCAUUGUCAAAAUAAAUGUCAUUUUUAAUAUUACAAUAAUUAGAAGUCAUUCAGCAAUGAAUGAGAAAGCAAAGAAAACUUCUAAUGAAAAUUAUUGUAAACGACAUUUACAAAAAAGAACAUUGUCACCAAAUUGUGAGAGAGGGAAAGAAAAAAAUUUAUCUGAAUCAGAAAAUGGAGAUGGCAAGAAAAGAAAAAUUAUCAAAAAAUUUUCUAAGAAAGAUUACUUCACUGAUUUACAUUGUAAAAUGAUUGAUUUAGAAGCAACAUGCAAUUUUCCACAAAAUUCGAUGAAACAACAAACAAAAAUAAGAAAAAAAGGACAAAGCAUCAGCAAUGAUCGAAAGAAUAAGGAGAUUAACAUUAAAAUAAACAGCUAUCUAUCAAUGCGAAAGAAACGAGAGGAAUUUCGACAACAUGUUGUGAAUAUUAUUCUCGGCAAACAUAAUGAAAAGUCUAUUUGUGGAAAUUGGUUCACCGAAAAUGAUAUGAACAUUUUAAGAUAUUACUAUUACAUUAUGCAUGGAGUCGAUAGUACACAUGUCCCGCCAAUGGAGGAAACAAUUUUAAAAAAUAUUUUAAAAUUGGUACCACACAAAUGGCAAAAUAAAUUUAAGGAUACUAUGAAACAAGUUGUUAAAGAAGCAAUGGAGGACUAUACACUUUCAGUUAAAAAAUCGGUUGUCGACUUUGUCCUUCAAGAUCCUUUAAUUGAUGAGUCCAUCACCAAUGAUCAGAGUCAAAUUUCAAAAGAAAGAUACGAAAUAAAACAAUUCCCACCGGAACAUGCUGUGAAGUGUCGAAAAAUUAAAUCAAAAUUGAAAAAAAUUUUAUUAUUAAAUCAUCCUUGUAUGCGAAAAGCUUUAGAUGUUUGGUUUCAUGAAUUUGUUACAAUGAGGCAAAUUGACACAAAAGAAUUGGAAACUUUUGGUGAAUCCUACGAUCUGACAACAUUUGAAAAUCAUUUCUCAAAAAUGGCAAAUAAAAAAGGAACUCUACCCGAUCCUAAUGAUUCAAAUUUAUUGUCAAGAUUCUAUAACUGUUUGGCUUUCGUAAUGGAAAGUCAGUUGCAAAAUUUGUGUUUGAGAUCAAUGGAGGAUUAUGUAAAUUAUUUGCUAGAUUACCAUAAUUGUGGAUUUAAAUUAGAAGUAACGGUACGAAACAAAUGUAUCGGUUUUGAUCCAUCUUUCACAAAUUACACGGAUAUUCUUCUUGGAUUAUUAAAUUCUCUCGUAAAUGCUGUUUCCGUUUAUGCAAGAAUGGAAAUAAAACUUUACCAAAAUGUCCCUUCUUUUAGUAAUCGUCAAUCUCUCCAGCCUGUCAUUUUGAAUGAAAUAGUAAGGGAACAUAGUAAAAAAAUUACAGAAUUAAUUCAAGAACACAGAAUUGGCCCUGAACUUCAACAACAAGAUUUUGAUAUUUAUUCAUCAUUAAUUAACAACGAUGCGGGAAAAUUUGUUGAUGAAUUUCUAAGAGCAAAGCCACAACAUACUUUUCAAGAAUAUAACGAACUUAUUGGCAAAUAUGAUAAAUUAGCAAAAAAUAUUCCCAUCGAAUUUGAACGUACUGUUUUCACUGGGCUUUUUGAGGUUAAUAGAAGUGGAUUUUUAGAAUUCAUUGCUGAUAAAGCUAGAAAAUUAAAAGACGAACUUGUCAAUAAAAUGACUAUGGAUUAUCAAUAUAAAUCGAGAACAAUAGGAGAAGAAUAUCAGAGUAUAGCAAAUCGAGCCCUAAGCAAACCGCCAAAUACCGCGGAAUUAAUGAAGCUACGAGCUUUUGUGGAAAAAGCCGAAACAGAAAUGGUGAAAAAUUUGGAAAAUCGACUCAAAGAAGUAAUGGAAAAUAUUUUAUUUCUAUCAGAUUAUACCUUGUUGACACCAGUUGAAAUCAAGACCAACAAUUUUGCUUUUCAAUGGUAUCACAAAAUGCCUUCAAUUUUCGAGGAACAUCGAAAUAUUAUUGACAGUAAAACUGGUGAAUAUCAAGACGCUUUAGUGGAACGAGUUGAAAAAUUUCAACAGGAUCUUCAAUUGUAUUGGAAAUAUGCCAAUGAAAUGCAAUAUUGGGGCAAUGUUGACGAGAUUUUUCGAUAUAAGAAAAAAGCAACGAGAUUGGAAAGUCGACUUAUUGCCGCCAUGGAAACAAUUGACGAAUUCAAUGAUGAAGAACAAAUGUUUGGAUGGGAAUUAUCACAAUACCCAUUAAGAAAACAGAUUGCAGACAAACUUGGACCUUAUAAAAAGUUUUACGACGCAGCCUGUGAUUUUAUAUCAAACAACAGUAACUGGAUGAACUCAAUGGUCGGCUCUCAUGACCCAGAUGAAAUUGAAACAGUCUCUGGUACAUUGUUUCGUACUAUUUUAAAAUUGGAAAAAAAUUUUCAAGAGCCAGCUGUCAGAAAAUUGGCAGAAAAUGUACGUGCAAAUAUUGAGGAAUUUCGUGAACAUAUGCCACUUAUAUUGACACUUGGAAAUCCCGGAAUGAAAAAUCGUCAUUGGGAACAAGUUUCGGAAAUUGUUGGAUUUCCAAUUAAAGUUGAUGAUAAUAUGACUCUAGCCAAGAUAAUCGACUUUGGAUUGGACGAGUAUGUACCGAAAUUUGAAGGCAUCUCAGAGGCAGCAACUAAGGAAAAUAAUUUAGAGAAAGCCUUACUAAAAAUGCAUACAGACUGGACUGAAAUAGAAUUUAUGGCAAAUCCAUAUCGUGACACUGGUACUUUUGUAAUCGCCAGUAUCGAUGAUAUUCAACUUUUGUUGGAUGACCAUCUGACAAAAGCUCAAACUAUGAAAAAUUCUCUCUAUAUAAAACCAUUUGAAAAAGAGACACUAGAAUGGGAAGCCAAGCUACAUCUUCUACAGGAUAUUAUGGAUUAUUGGCUUAAAGUUCAAGCUACUUGGAUGUAUUUAGAGCCAAUUUUCUCUUCCCCUGAUAUUCAACAGCAAAUGCCGGAGGAGGGUCGUCGAUUCAGUGCUGUUGAUAAAAUUUGGAGAGAUAUAAUGUCAUCAGUGGUGGCAGAUCCAAAAGUAAUGUCAGUUGUUGAAAUCGAUAAAAUGCUCGAUCGGUUGAAGAAAUCAACAAAUCUAUUGGAUUUAAUUCAAAAAGGUUUAAAUGAUUAUCUCGAGAAGAAGAGAUUAUUUUUCCCAAGAUUUUUCUUUCUUUCGAAUGAUGAAUUAUUAGAAAUUUUAUCAGAAACAAAAGAUCCAAUGAGGGUUCAACCUCAUCUAAAGAAGUGCUUUGAAGGAAUUGCUAAAUUAAGUUUCACGGAACAGAUGGAAGUGACGAUGAUGAAAUCUUCUGAAGAUGAGCACGUAACUCUCGAGGAUAUAAUCGAUACUGUUGCAGCUCGAGGCCAAGUGGAAAAAUGGUUGGUCGAAUUAGAAACUGUUAUGAAGAAAAGUGUCCGAGCCCAGGUGAUUCGGGCAAAAGAAAGUUACCUGAAGAAAGAGCGUAACAAAUGGGUUCUCGAAUGGCCAGGACAAACAAUCCUUUGUAUUUCUCAACUUUACUGGACCGCAGACGUUACGAAUGCAUUUUCCAAUGCUCCACAGGGAUUAAAGGAUUAUAUAGAUGUGUGUAACCAGCAGCUUAAUCAAAUCGUUCUUCUUGUUCGUGGAAAGCUCUCUAAACAGAAUCGAACUACUUUAGAGGCUUUAGUAACAAUAGACGUGCAUUCCAGAGAUGUUUUAGUCGGUCUUUUUGAGCAAAAUGUGAAAGUCAGCACAGAUUUCAAAUGGCUCUGUCAACUACGCUACUAUUGGAUCGACGAAAACAUGCUGACAAUGAUGAUUAAUUCAUCAUUGAAAUACGGCUACGAAUAUCUUGGAAAUAGUUCUCGACUUGUGAUAACACCCCUAACUGAUAGAUGUUAUCGAACACUAUUUGGAGCUUUGAGCUUACAUCUUGGUGGCGCUCCAGAAGGACCCGCGGGAACUGGAAAAACGGAAACAACAAAAGAUUUAGCUAAAGCCGUUGCCAAACAAUGCGUCGUUUUCAAUUGUUCCGAUGGAUUGGAUUACAUUGCCUUAGGAAAAUUUUUCAAAGGUCUUGCAUCAUCCGGAGCCUGGUCAUGUUUUGAUGAAUUCAACAGAAUUGACCUGGAAGUAUUGUCAGUAGUUGCACAACAAAUUUUGACAAUUCAACGAGCAAUUAAUUCUGGUAAAUCGACUCUUAUUUUCGAAGGAACUGAAAUUGGUUUAGAUCCAACGUGUGCUGUUUUUAUAACAAUGAAUCCUGGUUAUGCUGGCAGAACAGAACUUCCUGACAAUUUGAAAGCUCUAUUUCGUUCUGUAGCGAUGAUGGUGCCCGAUUAUGGAUUAAUAGCAGAAAAUACUCUUUAUUCGUAUGGUUUUCAUAAUGCACGACCAUUAUCUGUAAAAAUUGUCAUGGCAUAUCAACUUUGCUCCGAGCAAUUAUCAACCCAAAAUCACUAUGAUUAUGGGAUGAGAGCUGUAAAAUCAGUCCUUAUAGCUGCCGGCAAUCUUAAACUGAAAUAUCCAAAUGAAAAUGAAGAUAUUUUAAUGUUACGAAGCAUCAAAGACGUCAAUCUUCCAAAAUUCUUGAGUCCCGAUAUUCCACUUUUUCACGGUAUCGCGUCAGAUCUUUUUCCAAAUGUACAGCUUCCAGAUCCUGAUUAUACGGAUUUAAAUGCAUGCAUUCAAGAGGCUUGCACCACAGCAAAUAUUCAAUGUACUCCAAUAUUUCUGGAAAAAAUUCAACAGAUUUAUGAAAUGAUGAUUGUACGCCAUGGAUUUAUGAUUGUUGGAUUACCAUUCGGUGGAAAAACAACGGCUUAUAAAAUAUUAGCUGAUGCUUUGGCUUUAUGUGAGGAACGUAAUUUAAUGAACGAACAUAAAGUUGAGAUGACGAUAAUUAAUCCAAAAUCCAUAACAAUGGGACAAUUAUAUGGACAAUUUGAUCCAGUUUCUCAUGAAUGGAGCGAUGGUGUUCUUGCCGUUAGUUAUCGUAGUUUUGCAAUUUCAACAAAUGAAAAUAGAAAAUGGUUAAUAUUCGAUGGACCAAUUGAUGCCGUUUGGAUUGAGAAUAUGAAUACUGUUUUGGAUGAUAAUAAAAAAUUAUGCCUAAUGAGUGGAGAAAUCAUUCAAUUGGCAACGACCACAAAUUUAAUUUUUGAAACAAUGGACUUGGAAGUCGCGUCUCCAGCAACUGUAUCACGUUGUGGUAUGAUUUAUAUGGAACCAUCGGCUUUAGGAUGGGAACCGCUAUUAAAAUCAUGGAUUGAAACAACGCCGAAAAUUUUCAGCACUUUUUUAAAAAACUUUUUAUACGAAUCUUUGUUUAUUAGAUUUUGUAAACCAUUGUUUUUUUUACUUCGACGUGGUGGAGUUGAGGAAAUGUGUCCAAUGCCAGAUUCAAAUUUACUUCGAUCAAUAACACAUUUAAUGGACUGUUUCUUUGAUGACUAUGAAGAUGAAAAAUUUGCAAAAUCCAUUAGUGAAUUGGAUCUGCGAGCUCAAGUUGAAGGAUCUUUCUUUUUCGCUUGUAUUUGGGCAAUGGGUGGAACUUUAAAAGCUCAGUACAGAGAAACAUUUAGUAUUUUGUUUCGAGGACUUUUAGAGAAACAAUUUCCAGAUUCUCUAAUGCGACAAUUUCAAUUGCUUGAAUCCGUUCCUCCACCUCAUAAACCCUAUAUUUUUGUUAUGCCAAAAGAUGGUCUUGUCUUUGACUACAAAUUCAUCCGAGAAGGCAAAGGAAAAUGGAAAUUGUGGAGCGAUGAAUUAAUAAAUACACCGCCAAUACCGAGGGAUAUUCCUGUGAAUCAAAUAAUUGUACCCACUAUCGAGACAAUAAGAUACACGGCACUUUUUCAAUUAUUGGUUCAACAUCAAAAGCCAGUUUUAUUUGUUGGUUCGACAGGCACUGGAAAAUCUGUCUACAUUAUUGAUUUUUUAUUAAAGAAAAAUGACGCUAAAAUUUAUAAGCCAUUGAUUAUUAAUUUUUCGGCACAAACAACAGCCAAUCAAACGCAGGAUAUUAUAAUGACAAAACUCGAUAGAAGAAGAAAAGGAGUUUAUGGUCCACCAAUUGGUAAACGAUGGGUUAUUUUUGUCGAUGAUGUGUCAAUGCCAAUGAAAGAAAUUUAUGGUGCACAACCGCCAAUUGAACUUCUUCGACAGUGGUUGGAUCAUUGGUUAUGGUACGAUCGAAAGGAAAUUACACCUUUGAAUUUAAUAGAAAUUCAAUUAAUGUGCGCCAUGGGUCCACCAGUUGGCGGGGGAAAAGACGUGACACCGAGAUUUAAAAGACACUUUUUUGUACUGACAAUUUCUGAAUUUGAAGAUGAUGUUAUGAUUACUAUUUUUAGUAAAAUUGUUCUCUGGCACUUGGAUACAAGAGGAUUUAGUAAAGAAUUUGAUCCGUGCAUCGAUCAAAUUGUACUUGCGACUUUGGAUAUUUAUAAACAGAGUUUAAAAAAUCUAUUGCCAACUCCUGCAAAAUCUCACUAUAUUUUUAAUCUUCGUGAUUUUUCAAGAGUAAUUCAGGGCGUUUUACUGUCAGUUCCUGAAACAAUGCCUUCAUUGGUGAAUAUGAAGAGACUUUGGGUUCAUGAGGUUCUUCGCGUUUUUGGCGAUCGUCUUGUAGAUCAAUCAGAUUUAAAUUGGCUCAUAAAACAAUUGCACACUACCGUUAAAGAACAAAUGGAGACGGAUAUGAAUAUUAUGUUCGAAGAUCUCUUACAAGACAAUAAAAAAUCGGUAAGUGACGAUGAAUUAAGAAGACUGGUUUUCUGCGACUUUACUGAUCCAAAAGCAGAUGUUCGAUUAUAUCAAGAAGUUGUUGAUUUGGAAGCCUUACGUGGAAUUGUUGAAACAUAUCUGACCGAGUACAACUCGAUGACAAAGAAGCCAAUGAACUUGGUACUCUUCAGAUUUGCCAUUGAACAUUUGUCAAGAAUUUCACGCAUCAUAAAGCAACCGAGAAGUCAUGCUCUUCUAGUUGGUGUCGGUGGUUCUGGAAGGCAAUCAUUAACAAGAUUAGCGUCACACAUUUGCGACUAUGAUGUUUUUCAAGUCGAAAUUAGUAAACAUUAUGGAAUGCACGAAUGGCACGAGGAUAUUAAAUUGAUUUAUAAAAAAACAACAAAUUCCGAACUUCAUUCAACUUUUCUCUUCACUGAUUCGCAAAUUAAGGAGGAGAGCUUUUUAGAAGACAUCAAUAAUAUUCUCAAUUCAGGCGAG